AUGUUCUCGAAUGUUGAUCCUUUCAUGCAACAGCACCAAAUCAACCGUUCAUCCGAAUGGCCGACAGAAAUAAGCUCUGUCUGCACCCUGUUGGACACCCCAAUUCCUGUCCAAGUUUUGAGCAAAUCAUAUCCACCCUUUUCGUGCAGAACUUCCCACUUGCUCGGUGAACUCUCGGAAUUAUUGGUUCGUUCACCAAGCAGGUUUGGGAGCAAUGAUUCUUCAUCGGAGGUACUGGACAUGUUGGACCUCAUAUUAUCAAGCAUAUCUAUACUUCGUGUAAUUAUGGAAGAUGCCCUCCGGUCGACUACGCCUUUCUGGUCGCUGUUAAUUCGCUCGCUCGCCCACGUAUGCUACGACAAAUCAGAAUCUGCUCCAUUUGUGUGUGCACGGUUGUCUCCCACGCAAGAGGCCAAACCAGACGGUCAUGCAUCUCUUCUGAUUUCUCAUCUGGCUGAAGAACUCGAGCUGCCCAAAGCCGACCUGCAGGAUCUUCCACGACAAAAACCUCCCAAAGAUAUGGAUGCAUUUUCGGAAGGCUCGUAUGACGAUGAUGACGACGAAGAGUCAUCCACUUUCGAUAGCGAUAGCAGUUCCUACCAUAGCGAAAUUUCAACAGAUCCUACAUCAGUUUCCUCAUGCCAUAUUCCCCUGGGUGCUCAUCUUCUGGCAUAUUGGCGAUGCCACGAUGCUGCCGCCCUUCCCUUCCUUUGUGUUACCGAUAAAGAAAACAUCCUGCCCCUCAUCAAUAGUUCCCUUUAUCAACGGUACACUUGGGGAAUAGACGAGCCAGUGGUUGGCAUUGUUCUCUCGAAAACUGGGUGUGUCGGCCGAGUGAUAUUCGGCUGGAUCGAGGUACCUGCCGAGCCUCAUGCUCUGGCGAUUCAUGUCGCGUAUUCCGAUCAAGAGUUCUCUGACUCGUCCUUAGGGAUCUACCACCUUACAGACCCAGCUUCUGCGCUCCAACUUUCGCAGUUCAUUCUGGGUCUCCGGACUCACGUGAAGAGGAUUGUUGAGCAAUGCCCUAGUUCGACGUUCAAGCCUUUUUCGUGGAGACCUGACAGUACUGAUGGACAGCACGGUACCGAAGAACAAUGGGAAAGACGAAUUCACUCUUGGCUGAGUGAUAUUCCCCCGCCACGUGAAAGCAGCAAACGACGAUCAACGUCUUGUUCCGCGCUGGGACGAAAAGCGGUCGAAGGUAUAGCUCCGACAAAUAAACUGUCGUGGGGCAGUUAUUCGCACGAUCGUAAAGUCAUCAGUAUCGCCGCAAUAGAUUUGGGGCCCAGUCAUUCGAACGAUACAGUGGCAGCGGAUGAAAUCAACAACAUGAAAGCCGUUUACGAUCAGCUCACUGGAUACCAAGCCCCACCCGGGAGGGAAGAUAUGCCGCUCGUCGAUAAAAGGAUGAAUGGAAUUCGAGAUCAUUUCUUCAAGCAGAUGGAAGAAUGCCCACGAGAUACGACUCUUUCCUCGGCACACACCGCCACCAUCGCGGACUCCUUUUCGUCCCUGUGUUGGGCCUCUGUUGGAGGCUUCUCGAAGAUGGUGGCCCAACAAGAGACCAACGAAGCGGAAGCAAGACACGACUGGGAUUUUCUCAUGUACCUCAUGUAUCUUUCGCAGAGCGAUAUCAACCCUUCUCGUCCACUCUUAGAGCGUACUAUCUUCUUGUCGCGAAAUGUCGCUGUGGCUUCCUUUGAUGAUCCUAAUUUUGUACAAACAUUCAAGGCAUGCGUUAGAGAAUCGCUGGCUUGCAGUCGACACACCGCUGCGUCAGCCAACGAGUGGUUCACAGACCUAUCUGAUGUGUUUUUGCAGGCCAAUGAAGCCUACAACAUAUGCAUCAAGCAGACCAAGGCUGUUGUCAAUCUGUUCGAGGUGCAUAAUGUAAAGGACGUGAUCCAGACUCGCGCAGACAUGGAGCCAAAAACGGCAACAUGUGACCUAAUUCUCCCUCUUCCUCUCGACGUUCCCCACAUUCUUCCCGCGCCUCUUAUUCGAAUGGGCAAGCCAAAGCCUGGUGAUGAUGCAGACCAAGCAACUGGGAGCAAAAGCGGAAGUCGCAGAUCGUCAGUAUCAGGUCGCCCAACAAGUUUCGUCACUAGCAGGUCCCUCCAUUAUAUUCCGGAAGCUCGAGAUUCCUCAGAGGAGCAAGAAAAAGUCAUGACGAAUCUGAUUACUUCCGUAGUUCAACAAGGCCCUGUCAUGCCAGAGGAAGUUGAUGCCGAAAAAUUCCGAUCCAGUGAUCUCCAAGAUCCAUUCAGCGUCAACCGCUCGGAAACGCGGAAAGCCGAACCUCUCCCUUCUGAUACUGUCAAGGAAGUCAGGUCUUUGGUGGGCCUUUUGUUACUUGCCGUUUUAGUUGGGGAGUAUAAGAAGCACUCCGAUAGAGGGUUUAUGAAACCUCUUGUCCAGACAAGAAUGUAUACUGAAGCAUCUUGCCGGCACCUUGCUAGCCUGGGUGUCACCGAUCACCCUGUGUUUGGUCUCGCUACGAAUGGUUGCGAAGGCGCUGUGUUCAUGGGCUGGUAUUCUCGAGCUAAGGAUGUUGUUUACCUUAUGGAGAGAAAUAUUCGAACGUUCAAUAUAUCGUCUCCCUAUCCAAGUGUAUCAUUUUGCGACUUUUAUUCUUCGUCUUCGCGAUUACAGCCAGAGUGUGCUGAAGGCGAAGGCGUUAAAAGCACUUGGUGA
This is a messenger RNA of Guyanagaster necrorhizus, 2694 nucleotides long. RefSeq lists its product as uncharacterized. The transcript has 8 exons. Lineage: Eukaryota; Fungi; Basidiomycota; Agaricomycetes; Agaricales; Physalacriaceae. Bases 1 to 2694 code for a protein of 897 amino acids. The record is from RefSeq and is a predicted model, not a curated record.